AACAGCCCUUCUUCAUUCCGUCCAUGAUGCUAUCCUCACUAGGUCGUUCGUGUUCAGCACACAAUGUCGCUCACUCAAUACGCGCAUCUGCCAUAUACUCCACUCAUCGUCGUGCGAUGAUGUCCGCCUUAAGCUCUCAACCUCAGAGACCAUUAGAAGCACAUUCUAGCUCCAACUCAAAGCAGCCUCUCAAAGAUUCACCACCUGUUGUCGUACCCUCUGCGAAGUCACUAUCAUCCGAUGCAGCAUCUCCGCAGGUAGCCGCUCGCCCACCACCUGUUCCGAAGGCAGAGCGGCCGCGGCCAACUAUUCGGUCCACCAAGGCGGUGUUAAGUAUGACACCUACUGCGAUGCAGCGGCUGCGUGGCUUGCUUAAUAGUCCGACACCACAAUUAAUCCGUAUAAGUGUGCGAAACAAGGGUUGCGCUGGCCUGUCGUACCACCUUGACUAUGUGGACAAGCCGGAAAAGUUUGAUGAGGUGGUACAGCAGGAUGGGGUUAAGGUGCUGAUAGACAGCAAGGCACUUUUCUCGAUAAUAGGCAGUGAGAUGGACUGGAAGGAGGAUGCGCUAAGCUCCAAGUUCGUGUUCAAUAAUCCUAAUAUCAAGGAUGCAUGUGGAUGCGGAGAGUCAUUCACUGUUGCAUAGUAAUUCAUACGGAGCACAUCUAAUACUACCUGGAGUAUUCAACGUACUCUUCCGUGUUUCACCAUUUGUUAUUUCUGUUAUUUACACACCACAUUCAGCUGUAUCCCUACCAUACGCACCUCACGUAUUUUCAAUCCAUAGAUGACAAUUUCAUCUGAGCUGCUUGCUCACCUUUCACAUUGACAUCACUUGGUAUCUCACGCG
Suillus clintonianus is the source of this 851-nucleotide messenger RNA. RefSeq lists its product as uncharacterized. The transcript is spliced from 3 exons. The coding region runs from base 24 to 647 and encodes 207 amino acids. Gene Ontology annotation, biological process: iron-sulfur cluster assembly. The record is from RefSeq and is a predicted model, not a curated record. Lineage: Eukaryota; Fungi; Basidiomycota; Agaricomycetes; Boletales; Suillaceae. Gene Ontology annotation, molecular function: 2 iron, 2 sulfur cluster binding. Gene Ontology annotation, cellular component: cytoplasm; mitochondrion.